This is a messenger RNA of Seriola dumerili (greater amberjack), 1360 nucleotides long. RefSeq lists its product as uncharacterized. The coding region runs from base 608 to 1249 and encodes 213 amino acids. NCBI's taxonomy places the organism in Eukaryota, Metazoa, Chordata, Actinopteri, Carangiformes, Carangidae. Gene Ontology annotation, biological process: response to bacterium. The transcript is spliced from 7 exons. The record is from RefSeq and is a predicted model, not a curated record.
ACCAACAAAUUUACUCCACUUAAAGGCUGCACAUUUUUCAAGGUAUGUCAGAAACCUUGAAAGCCGCAGCAGGUGGAGGUCCCGUCCAGCUCCACUGUGAAAUUUGCAUUUGAACCUACUGACGCUUCAAACAUUAAUCCAGUAUUUAUCAUUGUCCAGCUCUUUCUCUCUACAUAGAGUUUGCAGGAUACUAUUUUCCCUGUGGUAUGUGGAGGUGGUGUCAACGAGCAUGAAGAGAUACUCUGAGGUGUCCUGAGGAAGAAAAACAUCGAAGUCAGCAGAGAACAUCAUUAUUGCUGUGAAUUAUACUCCACACAGCAGGGUUAAACCCCUGUGCAGUGAUGUUUCAGCAACCAGUCCAACGAAUAUAAAAGCUUUCAGCUAAAACAUCUGUUGGAUAUGUCAUUAACAGGACAGCUGUAUAAGAUAAUAACUUUCUCAUUGCAGAUAUUUUUUCGCAGCCAUUUUCCAGAAAGCAUUUCUAUUGUCCUUCUGAGCGACCAGAUCAACAGAAGAACCUCCCGCCUCUUUACGCUGACACCACUCUCACUGGAGAAUAGUUCAGUCACCAACAUUAGAGUAGUGCAGUCUUACUGUACACACAACAAUGAACUUGGUAACAGCUUUACUCUUUACCUGCAGCUGGAUCUCUGUCUCCGUCUCUGAGUUUCACACUGUGGAGGUCCAGUCUGGUGAAGAAGUCACACUGAUGUGUACCAACUUCACCAGUUCUAUCAGUCACAUAGUCUGGUUCAGACUGGACAACGGACCCAACGCCACCUGCAUCUGCUCCAUGUCCAGCUAUAAUGCCAAUGUUACGCUCUAUGAUGGAUUUCAAAAUGGAAAGUUUAACAUGACGUCCAACAUGACUACCCUCUUUCUCCAGAUCAAACAAGUGGAUUCAUCCGACUCUGGACUCUAUUUCUGUGGAUCUAACUGGAACUAUAGGUCAAUAAUUGUCAGUGCAACGUACUUAAAGGUUCAAGAAGAGUCUGUUGAACUAGCAACUCUGACGAGUGCGAUCCUGAGUGCUCUGGUUAUUUUCCUCAUUAUCGUCGUCAUUGUUCUGGGUCUCAAAAUCAGGAAACUUCACACAGGUACUUAUUUAAAGGAAGAGGGACACAAUCCACAACACAGUGAGAAUCCAAGCUCUGCUGACGUGACCUAUGCAGCAGUGAAGUUCAAUUCAAAACUCAGAGAGAGCAGUCAGCCUGCAUCAAAGAGAGGGCUGGAGCUAAACGUUGAGUAAGCUGUCACCAGAUAGACUCAGGAAACCUCUGGAACAGCUGCUCAGAGUGGAACUGGUGCUUUAUCAUAUCAAUCUGCUUUUGGGGUUUUUUGUGCAGUUAGUGGAUGGGAG